AUGUGUCUCAAUUGCUUCCGUUUUGGACACAUUGCCAAACAUUGUAAGUCUAAACCGAGAUGCAAACAAUGUGGUAGCACAACUCCUCACGACGACUCAAGCUUGUGUACACACGCUUCCGGUCCUCCAAAAUGCGUGAAUUGUAAUGGUUCACACAGAAAUUCCUCGAAACAAUGCCCGGAAUACAUUUUUCAAAAAGAAAUUCGGUAUUAUGCGACGACCCACAAAACGUCCUUUGAAGAGGCAAAAGAAAUCAUUAGACCAAGGAAAAGCUCAAAUCUCUCCAACACCUUCAACUUUUCCAACUUUCCCGAUCUAGGAGAUUGCCCAACAACACCUGCUUCAAUCUUACUUGAUGAUUCCAGCUCGAACAGACGUUCAUUCGCUCACGCGACCUCCCAUAAAACGCAUGCACAAUUUACAUUAUCAAAAGAUAACAAACACUCCAAAAAUACGAAAAACAUAGCGUCAUCAUUCUUUGCGACCAACUUUAACAACAGCAGAUCACAAAACCUUUUACCAAAUGGUUUUGCUUUGGCCAAUUCUGCACUUGACUCUUCAUCUACACAACACAGUACCUCACCUUCCCUUUCUCUAGAAUCCGACACAUCUUUCUCCUUUGCCUCAUUCAUCUCCUGGUUAAAUAACCAUGUUACCAACAUCUCCUCCAACUGCACCCCUGACACUGUUAAACAAAACAAAGCACUCCUCAUAACUGUCACAGAAAAUCUUCUUCUUCUACUAAACUCCACAACCAAGAAUAACAACAAUGGCCAAUCUCCCUAA
This is a messenger RNA of Leptopilina heterotoma, 786 nucleotides long. RefSeq lists its product as uncharacterized. The transcript has a single exon. The coding region runs from base 1 to 786 and encodes 261 amino acids. The record is from RefSeq and is a predicted model, not a curated record. Lineage: Eukaryota; Metazoa; Arthropoda; Insecta; Hymenoptera; Figitidae.